CAGCUCCGUCACCAGUCGAAGAUAUUAUCGAUCCAGAUCUACUUGCGUUUCGUCCUCCAUCAUUCGAGCGAACAAAAUGGAUCGAACAUCGGCGACGACAAUUAGAACCAUUAGAAAGAGCAUCGAGAUAUUUCCAGCGUGAUUUAGCCGAUGGAGAAUAUGAUCAGUUAUCGGAGCAUGAACAACUACGAGAUACCUAUCAAUGGUUACCAUCAGAAUUCAUUAUUCAAACAGAUGGUAAAGUAGACAUUCGAAAACCGAUUCUUCAUUUACCAGUAAUACCCAAAUA
Molecule: messenger RNA, 289 nt
Organism: Adineta ricciae
Lineage: Eukaryota; Metazoa; Rotifera; Eurotatoria; Adinetida; Adinetidae
Source: the annotation of a GenBank genome assembly